CUCUCGUGUUUCUUACCUGAAAUCACGUGGUUCUUCUUGCAGUCCUGUUUUAGUCUCGGAGAUAUAGUUUAAUGAGACUUGUGCGACAAUUACUUUGGGGUUCAAUAUGGCUUCUGUGCGAUGUAUGGAAUAUUACUUGUGAUCUUGUAAUAACAUUGGGAUGAUUUUGGAUGGAAAUUAAUAUAACAAUUGGGUUGAAGUGAUUACAUUUUUGUAAUUAGUCAUCCAUUUGAACAUUGACCUCAAAUAGUUACUAUGGCGAUGAACCCUGAUGACCUGAGCGAUUUGGAGGUUCUGGACGAAAACACAAUAGUUCAGGCUCUGCGUACCCGAUACAACAAGGAAAAGUUCUACACAUACAUCGGCGAUAUCCUAGUGGCGGUCAAUCCAUGCAAACCCCUCAGCCUAUUUGAUGACAAGUACCACGAUGAGUACACGGACCUUGUGUCCCGGACUCAGCGCCAGCCGCAUCUGUUUUGGAGCGCGGACCACGCCUACCGGUCUCUGUGUAACACCGGACGGAACCAGUGUAUUCUUGUUAGUGGUGAAUCCGGCGCGGGAAAAACCGAAAGCACGAAAUAUAUGAUCCGCCACCUAAUGAGAAUCAGCCCAAGCGACGACGCACAGCUUCUAAACAAAAUAGUUCAGAUAAACCCUCUGUUGGAAGCUUUUGGAAAUGCUUCGACCGUGAUGAACGCAAAUUCAAGUCGCUUUGGAAAAUUUAUCGAACUCCACUACACAGAAAAUGGACGCCUUUUAGGAGCGAAGAUAGAUGAUUACAUUCUUGAAAAGUCGCGAGUUGUCCAUCGCUCGUCCAGUGAAAAGAACUUCCACGUGUUUUACGCUUUGUUUGCGGGUAUGUCACGUGAGCGGCUUCUGUACUACUUUCUUGAGGACCCGGAUUGUCAUAGAAUCAUGCGUGAUGAGGAUAUCCAAAAUGGCGUAUUUCGAGAUGCGGAGGAAUGGGAGCAUUACAAAACGAUGUUCUCGUCUUUGACCACCGUUAUGUUACAGACCGGAUUUAGCGAGGAGCAUAUACAGGUGAUCUUUCUCAUUCUGGCCGCGAUAUUACACCUUGCAAACAUUGUGUUUAUGCCAAUAGAGGAAACUGACGGCGUCUCCGUGGCGGAUGAAUACCCUCUGCACGCGGUUGCUAAGUUACUGGGAGUGGAUGACGAAGUGGAACUCACAGAGGCAUUAAUUUCAAAUGUCAGCACAAUCAAAGGGGAGAGAAUCCAGUCGUGGAAAAGUCUACGGGAAGCAAACGAUAGCAGAGAUGCUCUAGCAAAAGAUUUGUACUCACGGUUGUUUGGUUGGAUUGUCGGACAAAUAAACCGUAACAUCUGGCCAGAUCAACGGAGAAAGAGCCAAUUAACAAGAGGUUCGUCGAUUGGAUUACUGGAUUUGUCAGGAUUUGAAAACUUUCAACAGAAUGGUUUCGAUCAAUUUCUUAUCAAUAUUUCCAAUGAAAAACUCCAACAGUAUUUCAUGGAUUACAUAUUCCCCCGCGAAAGGAAAGAGUACGAGGCCGAGGGUAUAGAAUGGAGAGACAUAGUUUAUCACUGCAAUGACGAUGUGUUGGAUCUGGUGUUCAAACGACCCGAUGGUAUCCUGUCGUUAUUGGACGAGGAGUCCCAUUUCCCACAAUCCAACGAUUCCUCCUUAGUCCAGAAACUCAACAAAUACUGCAGAGAGAGCACAAGAUACACGGCCACCAUGGGCAACAGGGUUACUUUUGGCAUCCGUCAUUAUGCUGAACAAGUGACCUAUGAGGCGGAGGGAUUUCUGGAGAGAAACCGGGAUAACCUGAGUCAGGACUUGGUGGGUUGUCUUCUGAACAGCAACAACAAUUUCAUUAAGGAUCUCUUCUCGGCCUCUAUGUCGGAAACCGGAACCAUUUCUGAUUUUGCGAGUAAGUGUAUGUCACGACCUCGGCUACCAGCCGUUUGGCCAUCACAGAUUGACCCAGAACGCCUGCGCAGAUCUCUUUCACGAAAAGUCUCGAACCGCAUCAAAAAGAGCAGGGAACUAUCGGGGGACAGCGGAAAAUACUCCUCUUUAGGUCGGGCCUCUCCCACGGUUACCAAACAUUUCAAGAGGUCCCUUUCUGAUUUGAUGACCAAACUCUCACAGGCGCAGCCAUUAUUCGUCAGGUGCAUCAAACCGAACCAUAGUCACACUCCAGGAAGGUUUGAUACGGAGUUGACCAGACGGCAAUUGUUAUGCAAUGGUUUGAUGGAAAUAGCUGAACUUCGGAGGGAAGGGUAUCCUGUAAGAAUCAGAUACGAAGACAUUGUGAAAAGAUAUGCAGAACUUUGUCCACCAGUUCACGACAACACGGACGAUGUUUCAAUAUCGCUUGGCAUUCUGAAAGAAGCCGAUAUUGAGGGAUUCGGGCUUGGCAGAUCAAAGGUUUUUCUAAAAUAUUGGCAACAAGACCGACUGGAAACAAAAUUGAGAAAUUAUAUUGAGGAAAAAGAAAGGCAACGGCAAAUUGAAGCCGAAGCCAGAAGAAAGCAACUAGAAUUCGAAGAGAAACAAAGACAAAUUCAACGAGAAUUAGAAGAAAAACGCAAAAAUCUAGACGCAGAAGCAAAGCAGAGAAAGUCCGAAGCUGAGUUGAAAAUUCGAAAACUGUCAAACAUUGACCCAGGAAGUAAACUGCAAAAACAAAACUCAAGAAUGUAUGAAGCAGGCUUCAUUCAGAGUUCGUCUCCAAAUGGAAUGCCUGUCAGAGGUUCCCGUGAUAGUGGAUUAGAUUUCGAUGACGUUCUUUACAGAGAAGCGAUGUCUGAAAUGGACAGUGCAGAUGACUAUUUAUCUCGUGAUUUGAACACCGACUACUCAAUUCAUAGUCCCAGCAUGUCGGACACUAUGGACAUCGAUGACAGCAUCAGCAUGCCGAAAAAGGGAGGACCAAAUCAUUUUUCCGAAGAUUCACGAAGUUCCGAUCAAGUGACUGUGACUGAAGACGACGCACCACAGGCGGACCAUUGGCGACCGUACGACAUUUUUCAAGUGUCCGAGAGAGAAUUCGAAGAUGAUGAUCAUUUCUUCAAAGAGAUCUUAAAGGGCAUCCGACUGAUUCUUUAUUUUUUCUUUGUCAUCAUCAUCAUAGCUUGUAUAGUGGCUAGCAAGUUGUCACUCCUACUAUUAACAUCAGGGAUAAAUAAGGAUGAGAAAACAAGAGGACAUCAUCUAUUCUCUCUACUCAUUUGUCUCUGUGGGCCGAUGGUGUUUAACUGGUUUAUGGCUUUCAUGAAAAUCUUAUUCGGGGGCAAAGAAUGGCCAUCUAUGCAAACGUUUUUCGUCCUUUUGGUGAUUGAAGGACUUCAGACGUUUGGAAUGAGUCUACUGCUUUUCCGAGUUUUGCCGUCCACGGACUUUUUCAGAGGAUUGAUUGUAACUUUUGCAGUUUGUCAGAUUCCUAGUCUUCUAAAGGUCAUCGUUCAUGAGAGACGACCGAAUCUCAGCGUGAGCGAAAUUGUCGCCAUUAUCAUGAACAUAGCAGCCUUUUUGGUUCAGGUUUCUGCAAUCCCGUUCUUCUCUGUGGGUAACUUUAUCAUGCAAGGGAAUUACUCCAUCGUGAAUUCUUACAAUGAGACAACGAGUUUUAGAACCUCUGUCACCUUAAACCAGAGCUGUGAAUGGGAGCUACCAUUAUCCCUUAUCUUGCUGUCUAUCGGUUGGUGGGAAAACUACGUAUCUGGAGAAUGGACAGUGUUUGGGCGAAUUACGAUUCCUUUCAAACAUUGGCGAUCAAUUCUACAAGAUGUCAGAGAGACGUCGUACGUUUUGAUCGCACCAUUCAAAAUAGGUGUUGCCAUUUUAAUGUCACGGUUACUUACCAAUAACACAAAUUUUGUUGUCCUCGGUACCGAUGAGUUCAAUGCCACUACUAGCAAGUUUUCGUCAAAAGCAGAAGAAAUUGGAGUUUCUUACAGCUUACUGUUUAUACAAAUGGGAUCUGGGAUAGUGUGCACAUAUCUAGCCGGUCUAGCGUGCAAGUUACACAUGCAGAGAACAGCCUUCUCCUUCCCCUUGAUUAUGGGACCACCCGUCACCUUGGUGCUGAUAUACUUUCAGUGCGAGUUCGACUUUAUACCCAUGUACUGGCACACGGGCGGUUGGUUCUGUCCGACAUCCAUGGAUCUGUACACACUGAUGAUUCCAAUCAUUUGUGCAAUUCUGGUUUGGCUAUCUUACUGCAUUACGGUUUCACACAUCUGGUUUCCACAAAGCGAAAGAAUGGCCAAAAUAGAAAAACUUUUUGUGACACCACAUUUCGAAGGUAUCUUUCCCGAUUUUACCUUGACUCUUCGACGUAGACGUAACGACAAAGAAGUGAAACUAACGGGUUUCGAUACGUUCCGUUACGUUGGUGAAGAUUCGUACUACACUGAUGACGUGUACAGUUCAUCAAACACCACCCCACAGGUCUACGCAUGCGCUACUAUGUGGCACGAAACUCGACAGGAAAUGACUCAGCUGCUGAAAUCACUUUUCAGGUUGGACUAUGUACAUUGUGCAAGCAAACUUGCACAGGAAAAAUUCCGAAUCCAUGACCCAGACUAUUACGAUUUAGAGUUGCAUGUAAUCUUUGAUGAUGCUUUUGAACUAGACGACACGGUGGAUAAGUGGGUUCCUAAUAUGUUUGUCCGCCAACUGAUUGACUGCAUGGAAGACGCUGCAAUGUCUGUAGUGAAAGGUCCAAUCAAUAUCCAGGCGCCAGAGAAAACAGCAACACCUUACGGUGGUCGUCUGACAUGGAUCAUGCCCGGACACACCCGACUUGUGGUUCACAUGAAAGAUAAAAAUAAAAUGAGACACAGGAAACGAUGGUCACAGUGUAUGUACCUUUAUUAUCUGCUUGGAUAUAAACUUUUUGGAUCGAGCGAAGCGGACAAAUUUAUGAAUGAAGACAACGAUAGUACAGUAACGAAGAUUAAAAACAGAAAGAAGAAGUCUAAGAAGAGCCAGCGCUCCCGCCCUCUCCGAUCCCUCUUCAUGAGGAUGACUCCCGAACAGUACGAGCAAGCCGAAAACACUUUCAUGCUGACCUUGGAUGGGGAUGUAGAUUUCAAGCCGGAGUCUGUCCGUCUGCUGAUCGACAGGAUGAAGAAAAACAAAAAAGUUGGAGCAGUUUGUGGAAGAAUUCACCCCAUCGGAUCAGGUCCUAUGGUCUGGUACCAGCAGUUUGAGUAUGCCGUGGGACAUUGGCUCCAGAAGGCUGCGGAACACGUGUUUGGUUGUGUACUUUGCUGUCCUGGGUGUUUCAGUUUGUUCAGAGGAUCUGCUUUAAUGGAUGACAACGUCAUGAAAAUGUACACAACAAAACCCACGGAAGCCCGUCACUACAUUCAAUUUGAACAGGGUGAAGAUCGUUGGUUAUGUACUUUGAUGCUUCAACAAGGACACAGAAUCGAUUAUUGCGCAGGGGCAGAUGCCUUGACAUUUGCACCAGAAACAUUUAAUGAGUUCUUCAAUCAACGUCGUCGCUGGUCACCAUCAACCCUGGCUAACAUGAUGGACCUUCUUUCAUCCUGGCGAGAUACUGUUCGAAUCAACGACAAUAUUAGUCGACCUUAUAUCCUAUACCAGUUCAUUCUGAUGGCUUCCACAAUCUUGGCGCCUUCAACAGUCAUUCUAAUGGUCACCGGCUCCUAUCACUCUGUACUGAAGCUCUCCAUCUGGCAAGGCUAUCUAUUGAGUAUUCUGCCUGUAGUUGUGUAUUUGGCCAUCUGUAUGACAAUGAAGAGCGAUCAUCAAAUCACAGCAGCCGCGGUAAUAACAGCGUUGUAUACGGUCGUCAUGAUGAUAGCAACAAUCGGAACCAUCAUAAGUAUUGUUACUGAAAACUUUGGAAGUCCGAACGUGGUGUUCUUAAGUGGUCUGGUGACGAUAUUUUUAAUUGCUGGAAUUCUCCAUCCACAAGAGUUCUUCUGUCUUGUGUACGGAAUGUUGUACUUCUUGACUGUACCAUCUACCUUUGUUUUACUUACUGUUUAUUACUUGUGUAAUCUCAACAACGUAUCUUGGGGAACUCGAGAGACACCCAAAAAACUAACAAAAGAAGAGGAGGAGGAACUUAAAGUGCAACAAGAAGAGAAAAAGAAGAAAAAGGAAAGCAAGAGCUUACUGAAUCGCCUGGGGUUGACGAAUCUCAUCGGUGACAUGCGAGAACUAGUUCAGAACUUCCUUGGUCAAAAUGCAAAUCGAAAGGUACCAAUUGAAACAAAAACCGAAGAAGUUCAAACGGAAGAAGAAAGCUUUCUUCUUCAGCGCCAAAUGUCACGUGAUUUACGUCGAUCUCAGCAAUCACAGGAAACCCAAAUGACGCCAAAGGAAGAAGUCGAUGUGGUUCCCCAAGGCUGGGAGCCCGAUCCCAACAAUCCUUACUGGACAACAAUGGAGGUUUUUGGCAAUGGUCCCAUCACCCGCUUGGAAACAGAUGAAACUGAUUUCUGGAAGUUUAUGAUUAAAAAGUAUCUUCAUCCUCUUGAUGAAGAUAAAUCUCAUAAAGAGAAAAUUAAGCAGGAUUUGAUUUCGCUGAAGAAUAAUGUUGUCUUUAUUUACUGCAUGAUAAAUUUCCUUUGGACCAUCAUUACUCUACAGUUGCAGGCCAUGGAAGACCAGCUUAAGAACUUUUACAUCAUUAACAAAUAUGAACCUCUCUCCCUAAUGUUCCUCUCUGUCUUUGCUUUGUGUAUUGCGUUGCAAUUUUUCAGUAUGUUUAUCCAUCGCUGGGGCACAUUCCUUCAUCUUAUGUCAACAACAAGAAUUGACUGGUUUAAAACAGUGCACACAGAGGAAGAUUUUGUUCGAUUUGUUGUCAGCGAAGCUCAGCGCUUACAGAGAAUGGAGCCCGAGCCCGACUAUGAUGACUUACCUCCGGAUUACGAUGAUGAUGACAUGACGAAUCAAUCAGAACAGUAUGACGAAUUACCUUCCCUUCCACCCACGCCAGGUUCCACAUACCGAACAUUCCAAAGGAAACCAUCGCGCAGGUAUAGAACCUCACGAGAUCAGUACAGCAGUGACACUCCCAUCCUGCAACAAAUAUUCGAGGAUAGACUCGAAAAUAUUCACCGAAAAUGGAAGCAAGGCACACUUGCUUUCAGGCCGAACCAUCGAUUCAGCCGAACUGAAUCGCAUAGAUUUAGUGUGAAAGAAAACCUUAUGAGACAGAAAAUGUUCAAACGAAGUUUCAGGCGUAUAAACAGUAAAGAUGAUCGUGGUUCUAACGAGAGUGUCUCUCACUCUGUAGCCAUAGACCUGCACUGAUGAAUAAUCGCGUAGUGAUAUCAGGGAAUUGUGUUACCCAGGGAUAUGUCGUUGCAGGCAACGAUUAUAUGUCCUUGUACAAUUGAAGUAGUGCUUCGUCCUCAUAUAAAGCUUGCCUGAUGCACAGUCAUCUGACCACUAAUGGAGGGAAUGGAAGCGAACUGUUCACGAUUACUCCGACAAUCAAACCAAUACAUUCACAAGAAAUCGGGUUCUAUGGUUAUACUGUGUAGUUAACCGUGUCAACGUUAAACUGUCCCUAACUUUUAUGUAUUAACUUAUUUAAAAUGUUUCUGUAUGUUAUUAGUAUACUAUAAAUCAACUUGAAGUCAUGCAUGUAUUAUUCACAAAUAAAUGUAAACAGUA
This is a messenger RNA of Ostrea edulis (European flat oyster), 7650 nucleotides long. RefSeq lists its product as uncharacterized. The transcript is spliced from 29 exons. Gene Ontology annotation, cellular component: myosin complex. Lineage: Eukaryota; Metazoa; Mollusca; Bivalvia; Ostreida; Ostreidae. Gene Ontology annotation, molecular function: cytoskeletal motor activity; ATP binding. Bases 256 to 7284 code for a protein of 2342 amino acids. The record is from RefSeq and is a predicted model, not a curated record.